AAGGUCAUCAGUCAGCGUAACGGGAGUGGACACGCAGCGGCGUCACUUGCAGAAACGUUGGCAAGCAUUGAAACGUAGAGACGUGCCAAUUGAACGAGGAGCUUUUUUGAGCCAUCAGCUAUGUUUUGGCUAAAAUGUGUUACGGUCUGCAUGGUACUUUUGAGAGUUCAUUGCUACAUCCCGUACUCCGGAAACCGCUGCACUGAAGAACCUGACGAUGUAUACAUCUACCCAAAUUACGGUGGCGGCGACCAGCCGAAGCCACCUGAAAUCGGCCACAGCUACAUCGCGAAGUACGAAAUGAAUAGCAUCGACGCCAACCACCCAGCGUGGGUCGAAGAGUAUUUUGACUACGAGGGAAAGAGAGCGAAAAUAUCAGCGUCUGUUCUGGGCGUAGAGUUUGUCGACAUUUACGAUUACGGCAGAGGCACUGUCACGUCGUAUCGACUAUCCAGAACAGAGCACAGUGGUUGGAGUUCGAAGAUUGAAGACACCUGCGAGACAGUUGAAAUGGCGAAGUUCAAGCCGGCGUUUCCAAUUUUGUCGUACCCUUACUCUAAGGAAGCUAAAUCUGGCCCACAGCCUAUGGCUACGUCCAACCGAGCAUUGAAGUACGGCCCUCCGUACAACUAUACCUACAUGGAACUAUACAUUGGCAAAGAAACCCGAAACGAACAAUCAGACCUUUUCAGGGGCUGCAUAAAUGAAGAACAUCUGAAUUUUUCCAUUCGCUCGAACUUCUAUUGGGGACGCGCCCUACCAUUUUCUUAUCCAAGCGGAGAAGAGCGAGUCCCACUUUAUAUUGAAAUGAGGGGACCGGAUUUAAAUAAUAAUAGGAAAGAAGUAUACACGAUGAUGUAUGUUUCGUGGUUCCAAAGAGACCCAGAGUUCGGUUUUGACACGUUUCAGGUUCCAAAAGGACUGCACUGCAACUACUCGUCCAAUAGAGGGCGCUUGCCCAACAUGCCCUCGUCGUUUAGCUACGGUGUUGAAGAGACUGUAUUUCAACUUGAUGGCAGUGGCUUUCUGAAAGGCGGCUUUGCUUCGCUUUCAUACAAAAAGGUGUGGUACGAUAGCGAGCUAAAACUCGCAAGGAUUGAUAUGAGACCGUCGAAAGAAGACCUAAAGUCAGAACUACGAUCAGUGGGCGACUCGCCUGGGUUUAUCUCUGUCCUAUUCGACCUGAAAACAGGCUUUACUUAUGUUGGAAGCGUUGUAGAAUCGAAAUGCCUGUUAGUGGACAAGCAGAAGACUCAUUUUUGGAAGCACCCUAACGGCUCUCUGAAAACGUCUGACGAAUUCUUCGGUAUCAGCGCAAAUCUGCAAUACAAGGGAAAAGCUACCAUAAUGGGCGCUGAAGCUAUGACGUGGACAGAGCUAGUCAAAGGUGCCGGAAAGUCCUCAACAAUAAAAAGGGACAUGUCUUUUGCGUCGUAUGACACAAGAAAAGACACAUACAGUAAUAAGUACGUCUUUUCUUUGAUUCAAGAAGCAAUCUACGAGGAAGAAGACACACAGCAAAAUCGGUCUGGGGAGUUUCCAGACCAGAAUGUCACCAUCAGAAACUACCUUUAUUUCAACUCCUUUGCGCCAGAUCAAGAUGUAUUCAGCCAGCACGCUUGUCUGCCAGAAAAACCUGCAGGCUCGUACUACAUAAACUUCAAACCUUUGAAGGCCUGCACUUUGGACGCUGCCAACAGGACAAGGUUUUUAGCAGCUUUUCGCAACGCACUUAGAAUUUCUACAAAGUUGAGCACCAUUCUGGCUGUCCAAAAUUUUCACUUCAGGUGGUACAACGGGAACGGAACGUCAGUAGGAUUCACUUUUCAUGAAAACAUUCCGGGAGAGAAGUCCACCGAGUCAAAGUUUAGCACAAUAGCCAAGCAGAAGGCAGAGGGAGACCAAAAGCCUUUGACAGUAAGCUUUCGGCUGACAGCGGCAUCUGAAAUGAAUGAGUGUACCUGGCAAUCAUAUCUAUUUCACAAACAGCGACUCACUGUGCUCCAGCCAACUACAAUGCCAACCCCAGAUAUGGCGGUCUAAUCGAAGCGCUACAAUUUAGUCUACGUUGCAUGCGUGAAGCUGCAAUGACUCGGAUGUCGGGAUUUCCUCGUCUCCGUCGACAGAAGAGUCUACAGAAAACCAUUCCACGAGUAGAAGCGAAAGGUACCUACCUCCAUGAAAUUACGCAUGCAAGACACACCUCAGUAUUUGUUUCAAUAA
Dermacentor albipictus is the source of this 2223-nucleotide messenger RNA. RefSeq lists its product as uncharacterized. NCBI's taxonomy places the organism in Eukaryota, Metazoa, Arthropoda, Arachnida, Ixodida, Ixodidae. The record is from RefSeq and is a predicted model, not a curated record.